AUUAAACACAAAUUAGCACUUCUUAGCAAUUAACCAUUUGUUUUAGCUGAUCAAGCUCACCAAGUUUGUUAUAUUCCUUAUCCCUCUAGUAAGAGAGAUCGCCGUGAUUGGUGGGCUGUUUUCAAAACAAAGGCAAGGAGUACAUUUCAUGUUUCUACAAGGAAGACUCAUGAAGAAAGUACAGCUGAUUUUGUUGAUGACAUUUAUCAAGAAAAUGAAAUAUGCAUUUCUACAUAUGUUACUCCUUUAGAGGAACUUGAAAACCCAAUUGUUCUUGCUAAUGGUAUAUUUGAGGAGAUAAAUUCAUUUGUUCAAGAACAACAAGAAGCUGAAGAUGAAGUUAAUGAAGAUGAAGAUGAAGAUGAAGAUGAAAAUGGCGAUGAAGACGGGGAUGAAGAAAAUGUGGGUGAUGGAGAUGAUGGAGAUGAAUAUGAAGAUGAUGACGAAGAUGUUUUUCAUUACUCCGAUGAUAAUUAAGAGCUUUUAAUAUAGUACCUGUUAUGAUGGCAUCUUCUAUGGGUAAUCCAGGCAACCAAACAUCAACAAAUAAUGAUCCACCACUUGAAGUGCCAUCCAAUUCGUCGAUUGAACCAAUAGUAAAUGAGACAUUGGAAUUAGGUUCUGGUGGAUUAUCGACUGCAGGUGAAGAUGUUGCAAGACAACGUCGAACAAGGGGUCCUACUUUAGGAAGAAUCGCUCCAGAAGAUGCAAAUAAGAAACGUACUUUGACAAUUCUUGGUGAUAGUGUUUUUGCGGAGAAAGGGGUGUCAUCAACUAUUGUUAAAAUAAUUAAAAACUAUUUUACCGGGGUGUGGCCAACGUGGAGAAAAAUUCCAGAUGAUGUAAAAGAAGCUAUGUGGAAGAAAUUUGGGGAAUAUUUUAAUUGGCCCCUACAAGAGGAACCUAAUGUACGAAGAGUAUGGGAAAAGACAUGUAAGGAGAGAUUGAAGGAUACAUUGAAUGGUGAAAGAACAAAAGCUAUGAAAGAAGCUGGUGUCACUAAUAUUAUUGAUAUUAAGAAGUGUAAAGGAAUGAAAAGGCAUUGGAUGCCAACUGAAAUUUGGGAUGUUUUAAUCGAUACAGUUUGGAGUACAGAGAGUUGGCAAAACAAAUCCAAGAAAGCAUUGGCCAAUCGUUUAACUGAAAAAGAAGGAAGUAUUACAAAACACACUAGCGGUUCUCGUUCAUUUCUUGCUACUCAAAAGCUAAUGGAAGAAGAGCUUCAACGACCAAUACAUUAUCCAGAAUUAUUUGAGAGAACUCAUAAACGGUCAAAAGGAAGUGGCGAUUUUGUAGAUAAUAAAUCCAAAGUUGUUAGUGAUAAAUAUCAAUCUACAUUAUCAGAAAAAUAUGGUGAUAAUACUUCUGAUCAUCCUGAGUUUGAUCCAGAAGCAUGGGCGUCAUCAAUUGGAGGAAAGAUAGCUACACGCACUCAUGUAUAUGGGUUUGGCACCAUGGUCAAUUCUAAAGCAUUAUUUGAUGCUACUUCUAGUGCAGCUGCAUGCACAACUAACUCAGUUUGUGGUCCUUCUACAAGUACUCCACAUAUGGAUGUUUCUCUUAAUGAUGAUAGAAUUGUGAGUUUAGAGCAGAAGCUUGAAUCAUUGACUGAUGAUGUGAGUCAAGUGAAGAAUGCCGUAGGUGACAUAAGCGACUUAAAAAAUCAAUUUCAGAUUAUGAUGAGUUUCAUGAUGGAGAAAUUUGGAUCAAAUAUUCCUCCACCAACAAAGGAAGAUCUUGGAGGCAAGAAGAGAGCAACAAAAAAAACUCAAGGAAGACAAUGGCCAAGAAGAGGGAACAAAGAAAAUCAAAGUAAUGUUCAUGAUGACUUCUUAUUUCACUUUGUUUGUUGGUGACAAGUGUAUUGAUGGAUUAGAGAAUUGUUAAUGAUGGAUUUAUGGUUGUGAUAGAGUGUUGGAUCAUUUGUAUGGAUAAUUUGUUUUUUUUGUUAUGAAUUGAAUGUUGGAUCAUUUGUAUGGAUUAAUUGUAUUUUUGUAUUUUUUGUAUGAUUGAAAUGAUGGAUUAUGGAUACUUGAUGAGAUAAU
Messenger RNA from Dioscorea cayenensis subsp. rotundata (Guinea yam), 2045 nucleotides. RefSeq lists its product as uncharacterized. The record is from RefSeq and is a predicted model, not a curated record. NCBI's taxonomy places the organism in Eukaryota, Viridiplantae, Streptophyta, Magnoliopsida, Dioscoreales, Dioscoreaceae. The coding region runs from base 501 to 1856 and encodes 451 amino acids. The transcript has 7 exons.